AUGAAUAACCAACUAAACAAUCUCAACUGUUAAUUUUGCAAAAUUAAUCAAAACAAGUUUAUCUAGAAAGAAAUACAUUAGAAGUAUUUUGAUAGAUAUGAAAUUAUAGAUAUUUUGAGUAGUUCAAUUUUUAUUUUGCAAAGCCCAUAACAGAAAUUUUAGCAAAUGUUCCUGUAGAUCAUGUCAUUCUAUUUAAAGACCAAUUGUAUUUGCAUGAUGAAAAUGAAUAUAUUAAGCGAUUCUAUUAGAGAGAGGAACAAGACCCAAGAAUUAAAUUACUUAGCAAUUUCUACUAUGAGUAAAAUAAAGUAACUAAUUUAUGCUCAUUAAUCUAUUUCAAGAUCCCUUAGCCCAAUUUAUGCAAAGUCAAUGCUCAUAAGUUCAUGGAGAAGAGAAUAAAUAAAUUGCUAAAAUUACAAUAAAAAGCAUAAAAUAACUAGAAUCAACAACCAAUUACUAAGAAGAUGAUUCCAGAUCAUAUUUUUAGUGAAAACUAUGUUGAAUCUGUAUCUGAGUAGUAUCGACAUACUUAUUUAGUUCCUAUCCCAAGGAACAAAUUUCAUGGGACAGCAAAUCGCAUAACAUCUAUGAGAUUUCACUAAGUGUAGCAUAGCAGGCACAACCAAUAAAUAAAACCCCUAUCUAAUAUCCGAUACUUAACAACUCUGGCGAUCAUAACAAACUAUUCAAUUGUGAAAAUGAUUAGGAUAUAGAUACUCUUAUUUGUGAAGUCAAUACCUAAACGUCUCGUUAGUUGUCAUCCAUUACCAAAGUACCUCUCAAAAAGAAACCUCCCUCUAGUGCAAACAAAAAGAAGAAUCAAUCAAGUUAAUAGCCAUCCCAACCUAAAGUACCUAUUCCACCUCUGAGACUUCAAGAAAGUGCUAAAUCUUCAACUACAACGCUUCCUAACAACAAAUCAACAAGCAUUUAAUCUUUAAUGAAAAAAUAUGAUUAAAUAUUGUAAAAACGUUUUUAAGUGAAGGAAAUAUUAACAGAGCGUAAUGAAACCCGUUGUGCUGCUGCUUUUGGUUCCAGUUGUGGCAUUGGUACUAAUAGAGGAGAUGUUGGCUCAUCAAAAAAAUAGAUUACUGAUGAAAUGCUACUCAAAUUAAUAUCCAAUAUGAAGAAAUCAAAAAAUAAAUCUGACAAUUAUCAAUUUCAUGCUUCCUAUAAAAGUGUGAUGCCUCAUCCUCAAACAGGUCCAGCCUAAUCAUGCACAUUUGAAAAAGAAAACGAAAAAAAGAAAAAAUAUCAAGUUUAUUUAGUAAGCUAUUAAAUUUAAUAGGAAGCCUAAGCAAAUCAAAAAAAAUCCUUCUUAGAUGUCAUCACCAACCACAGUCUAAAAGUAAUUGUAUCCCUUUAUGUUAGCACAUGUUCUCCCUCUAUGCUUCUUAGAUCCCUUUCAAAUCCUUCAAUGGCUCCUUCUCCAAUGAGGAGAUUAGAAAUCAAAGUUAAUUUAAAUAAACUUAUACAACAAUAAGAAUAAGAAAUUGGGUAUUGGACACAAAGAUGCAAAGUACGUUGA
Molecule: messenger RNA, 1528 nt
Organism: Paramecium octaurelia
Lineage: Eukaryota; Ciliophora; Oligohymenophorea; Peniculida; Parameciidae
Source: the annotation of a GenBank genome assembly